AUUACCAUCUCGCAGCAUAGGUACUACAUAGGCACUGGCCGCGCCGGGUUGAUAACUCACCCUGAUCAUGAUUUACCCCCAUGGCUUCCCCAAGUCACCCAGAGCAAUUCUCAUGGGCUACGCGCAACCCGAGCAUUUGGUUCACGCAGUUGAUUCUGGUCGGUGUGGCACAUUUGGCUCUAACCUGAUAGGGCCGUAAUCAAGGAGGCAAUCAACUAACGACAUUGGACAUCUUAGCAGGACACAUGCACAUAUUCUAACAAGCCGCAACACCCCAACCUCAGCGUCUUGGGGUCUAAUGCCCUACGUCUAGGCGAAGAUGGAUUCCGCCAAGCCUUUGGUUUGCGACGAUAAUUCAUUUGGUCCUGGGGUAAAGUCCCCGGAUUGUCGGGGUAGUUUCGACUUCACAAUUCUCUUUGAAGAAAGCAUCUUCACAAUUCUUCCAGCAACUCUUUUCAUUCUCCUUGCUCCGUUCCGAGCCCUGCGGCUGCUUCGGCGCAGGAUCAGGGUCAAGAGAACAGCCCUGUACGCUGGGAAAGUGGUUGCGAUCGGGGCCUACAUCGGUCUCCAACUUGCGGUUCUGGUGUUGACAGCCCAUUCUGCGGUGCAAACACAGGUCUCAAUCGCUUCGGCAACGCUGUCCUUGGCCUCCGGACUUAGCCUAGCAGUGCUAUCUCAUCUGGAACAUGCCAAAUCUAUUCGGCCUUCUUUCUUAAUCAACAUUUACCUCAUCGCAACUGUACUACUCGACAUCGCCCGAGUGCGGACACAAUGGCUCCUGGGAGAAGACGGCGUCGUUGCUGGUGUUUUGACGGCAUCGGUGGCGGUCAAGGUUGGCAUGCUUCUGCUGGAAGCUGCAGAGAAACGCUCUCUGCUUCUUGGGUUGGACAGGAACUUCUCGAUUGAGAGCACGAGCGGAGUGUUCAGUCGCAGCUCUUUCUGGUGGCUGAACUCGCUCCUCGUGAGUGGCUUCAAAAAGGUUUUGACCAUGGACGACUUACCUGCUAUCCACGAGAAGCUGGACUCGGACCGCUUGGCUGUACAAUUACAGUUGGCUUGGGGCAAAUGUAACCAAAAGAGAAAGCACUCACUUGCAUAUGCUUGCCUGUGGAGUCUGCGCUGGGAGGUGUUGGUUAUUGCCGUGCCAAAGUUCUGCUACGUUGGACUCAGUCUGACUCAACCGUACCUUAUCCAAGAUGUCAUCGCUUUUGUCCAGACGGCGGAGACAGAAUCUGAAAACACCGGCUAUGGCUUGAUCGGUGCAUUCGGCUUCGUUUAUCUGGGGUUAGCGAUCAUGACGGGUUGGUUCUCUCACUUGUCGUUUCGAAUGAUGACCAUGAUACGUGGCGAGCUCAUCACCGCCAUCUACGCAAAAAUGAUGACCCUCCAAAUAAACAAUUUGAACGAGUCGGCGGCUAUGACCUUGAUGGGCGCAGAUGUUCAGAGGAUCGCAGAGACGUUCUACUUCUUAGUCAUCGAUGUAAUCCCGUCUGUGGUCCAACUUGGUAUUGCCAUGUAUCUACUUUACGUCCAACUUGGUGCUGUCUGCGUUGCGCCGAUCAUCAUCGCCACUAUAUCUACAGCAUUGUCCACACUGCUCGCUGGUCAUGUCACCGUGAGGCAGAAAGCAUGGUUUGAAGUCAUCCAGCGGAGAAUCAACUACACAUCAGAAAUAUUGGGUUCGAUGAGGAAUGUCAAGAUGCUGGGGCUCACCGAGACCAUGUCUGCAAACAUACAGCAAAUGCGCGAGGUUGAAAUGGAUAGCUCCAGGAGAUCUAGAAAAGUGCAAUCACUCAACGUCUCACUAGUAAACCUUCCCGAGGUCUUCAAUAGGUUCCUCAUCUUUGCGGCAUGUGCAAUCGCGGCUAAGAUCCAAGGAACCGAUGGUGUUUCCGUUUCACAAGCAAUCACUGCCCUGGCGGCUCUCAACCUCCUAACAUCGCCUCUUGCCGACAUACUCAGCGCGAUACCUACAGGAUGGGCUGCUUUGGGCUGUUUCGAAAGAAUUCGGGAAUUCCUACUGGAGCCUUCUCGUGUGGAGCAGCGGUUGCUACAGAUGCCAAGCAGGGAUAAUACCAGACGAUCCACUCAAAGCCAAGCUGGCAUAGAAUUGCAGUCUAUGGAAUCACCCAUGCAAAAUGCGAUUCGCUUAGAUCACGGCAGUUUCGGUUGGUCAGAAUCCAGUUGCAAUAUUGUACAGGAGGUUUCGACCACCGUCCAAGCCGACUCACACCUCACCAUCCUGGUUGGGCCGGUGGGUUGUGGUAAAUCAACAUUUCUCAAAGCCCUUCUCGGAGAAACCCCCCAGCUUCGAGGUCAGUUGUCCGUCUCCGAGUCCCAGAUUGCCUAUUGUGAUCAAACCCCUUGGAUCAUCAAUGGGUCGAUUCGUGACAAUGUCGUUGCUGGUUCGGAUUUCGACGAGGCGUGGUAUUCAACCACAGUCCACGUUUCUGCCCUCGAUACAGAUCUACGCCAGAUGCCGGAGGGAGACUCGACAGUUGUUGGUAGCAAGGGCGUCAAACUCAGCGGUGGUCAAAAGCAACGACUGUCUAUCGCUCGAGCAGUUUACUCGCGCAAGAAGUUGGCUAUUCUCGAUGACGUCCUGAGUGGCUUGGACUCGGCCACAGAAGAAAUUGUAUUCAAACGAGUCUUCAGCCGGGAAGGAAUCUUCCGCAUGACCGGCACCACGGUCAUUAUGGCGACUCACUCAGUAAAACGCCUACCCCAGGCCGAUCUUAUUCUCGUGCUUGAUCAGACAGGGACGCUUAUUGAACAGGGUACUUUUUCGGAGCUCAAUGUGCCGGGAAACUACAUUCAUCGCCUCCAGGUGAAACUUGAAGAAGAGAACCGCCAUGAAGAAACGGACGGGACCACAGCCCAGCCGUACGCGAGGCCUAAGAACGUUCGCUCGGAAACAAGCGUCGCCGAUGAGAGCCGAAAGACCGGAGACUGGACAACUUACAAAUACUACAUUCGUUCACUCGGUCCGUGGUACAUGGCCACCUUUGUCGCCCUUGUGGCGGCAAACGAUGUGUGCAGUGGCAUGAUCAAUGUGUGGAUAAACUGGUGGGCUUCGAGUAAUGAAAGUGGCGGCGACUCUCGUUUGGGGUACUGGCUCGGUAUAUACGGCUUCUUGGGCGUUAUGGAAGGCGUCUUCUUAGUCGGAGCCGUUGCGUUUCUGUGGAUUGUCAUCAUCCCAAAGUCUGGCAGCAACCUGCAUCGAUCUAUAUUGGAUGCUGCUAUGAGAGCUCCAUUGUCAUUCUUUGCAGAAACUGAAACUGGGGUGCUUGUUAACCGAUUCAGCCAAGAUCUUCGCCUUGCAGACAUGACGCUGCCAGGGAGCAUAAUUAAUUGCGCAUUCCAACUCGGAACCUGUGCUGUAGUCACAGCAUUGUCAGUAACAGCAGUUGGAUACUUUGCUGCUGUACUUCCCGCCGUUUUGGGUGCGCUUUAUUUCAUCCAGAGAUUCUACCUCCGCACAUCGCGUCAGCUCAGACUUCUAGAACUCGAGGCAAAUGCCCCUCUGUACUCCCAUUUCAUCGAAAGUCUGAACGGCCUCGUCACCAUCAGGUCUUUCGGGUGGACUGGGUAUUACACGGCUAGAAACGUGCAGUUUCUCAAUACGUCUCAAAAACCCUUCUAUCUACUUCUAUGUAUCCAGAGGUGGUUGGUUCUGGUUCUUGAUCUCGUUGUUGCAGGACUUGCCGUAUUACUCGUUGGCAUGGCCGUUGCUUUACGGUCCCAGCUGGUUGCUGGUUUUCUGGGUCUGGCCCUGGUGAACAUGAUGAAUCUGUCCCAUUCCUUAACAUACUUGGUGCAACACUGGACAAAUCUCGAGACGUCCCUAGGAGCCAUUGCCCGCAUCAAGGACUUCUCGGAUAAGACACCGGCUGAGGAGUCUCUGGAAGAUAGUGAGGACCCAGGUGCUAACUGGCCGACGCGAGGGGCUCUCAGGUUUGAGGGCGUGUCUGCCAGCUACAGUGACCCAAGUUCGCCUGCCUUGAAGAACCUAAGCUUUAGCAUCGAAGGAGGCCAAAAGAUCGGCUUGGUCGGGAGGACAGGAAGCGGCAAAAGUUCCUCCACCCUCGCCGUCAUGCGCUUGAUCAACGUAGUGUCCGGCCGCAUCAUCCUCGACGACGUCGACUUAUCGACCAUCCCCGGCUCCAUCAUUAGAGAAAGAGUCAUCUGCCUCACCCAGGACCCCUUUUUGUUCCCCGCCUCAAUUCGCUCCAACGUCGACCCCCGGCGCAACGCCUCCGACGCCGCCAUCGUCGCCGCAUUGGAGAAAGUCGGUCUUUGGACCGUUCUCCGAGACAGAGCCGCUGACAAGAAUAAUCCUACUGCGUCCACCAUUCUCAAUAACCUGAUGGACACGGAAUUUCUCUCGCACGGCCAGCGCCAGCUGUUCUGCCUCGCCAGGGCCAUGCUCAAGAAGGGCAAGGUCCUGAUUCUUGACGAACCGACUAGCAGUGUUGAUACGCAAACGGAUGCGAAGAUGCAGGAGAUUAUCCGCUCCGAGUUCCGUGACCAUACCAUCCUCAUGAUCGCGCAUCGUCUGUCUAGCCUGCUUGACUUCGAUCGCGUCGCUGUGCUUGAUGGGGGAAGGCUUGUGGAGUUUGGGAGACCCGCUGAGUUGCUGAGAGAUUCGGAGAGCAGUUUUGCCAAGCUUUAUCAGGCAUCAUCGGGACGAUCGCAUGUUUUGGUUUGA
Pseudomassariella vexata is the source of this 4708-nucleotide messenger RNA. RefSeq names its product multidrug resistance-related protein. Gene Ontology annotation, cellular component: membrane. The coding region runs from base 320 to 4708 and encodes 1462 amino acids. Gene Ontology annotation, biological process: transmembrane transport. The record is from RefSeq and is a predicted model, not a curated record. Lineage: Eukaryota; Fungi; Ascomycota; Sordariomycetes; Amphisphaeriales; Pseudomassariaceae. The transcript has 17 exons. Gene Ontology annotation, molecular function: ATP hydrolysis activity; ATP binding; ABC-type transporter activity.